This is a messenger RNA of Plasmodium gonderi, 1563 nucleotides long. RefSeq names its product merozoite surface protein 3. The record is from RefSeq and is a predicted model, not a curated record. NCBI's taxonomy places the organism in Eukaryota, Apicomplexa, Aconoidasida, Haemosporida, Plasmodiidae. The transcript has a single exon. Bases 1 to 1563 code for a protein of 520 amino acids.
AUGAAGCAAUUCUGUGGCAUUACCCUUUUUUUAUUAUUUCUAAAUAUACACAUUUACGAAAAAAAUAUUGUGAGUAACGAAAUUGUAAAUGUGAAAAAAACAAAUUUGAGAAAUGGCUCGUCAAUAAAAAAUGUCUCCUUACAAGAUGAACCAACUGAUGUAAACACGGAGAAUGAUCCCGUAAUGAAGCCAGUUCAAGGAAACAAUGAAGUACAGGGAAAAUCAAAAGAAUCAGACCUCAAAACAGAAGCGCAAGAAAAUAAGGAAAAUGCAGAAGUAACAGAAGGGGCAGGAGAUGCAGUGGGAGUAGAAAAAAAAGAAGAAGUAGAAGCAGCAGAGGGAGAAGAAGCAACAGAAGGAGAUGAUGAUGAAGAAGAAGAAGAAGAAGAAGGAGAAGAAGAUGAUGAUGAAGAAGAAAAAGAAAAAGAAGAAGAAAAAGAAGAAGAAAAAAAAGAAGAAGAAGAAAAAAAAGGAGAACAAGAACGACAACAAAAACAACAACAAGAACAACAAGAAGGUAACACCCAUCAAGCAGAUACAACAGAAGUAAAUGUAACUACAGAUGGGGUUCAAGAAGAAGUUAAAAAUGUCCCCCCAAAAAGUGAAACAGAGGAUCUAAAAACAAGUGAAAAUGCAAAAAGUCCAGUAGUGGAUGAAAAACAAGGAGAAAAUGAAGGAGCUACAGCAGUAGGAGAAGAUCCAUCAGCUCUAUCUGAAACAAGUAAAUCAGCAGAAGAAAUAAAAGCAGAGGUAGCAAAAGCACAAGCAGCAAAAUCGGAAGCAGAGAAUGCAAAAGUAGAAGCAGAUAAGGCAAAAAACGAAGCACAAAAAAUAGCAGAACAUAUAAAAAAUUCAAAUGCAAGAGAAGAAGAAAAAAAAAAUGCAGGUGAAGCAGCUAAGGAGGCAGCUCUUCAUGCAGAUAAGGCAGCAAGUUUGGCAAAGGAAGCAGAAGAAGCCGCAACUAAAGCAGGAGAAGCGGCAACUAAAGCGGAAGAAGGAGGAGCAGAAUUAGAACAGGUCAAAAGCGAGGCAAACAAAGCAGUAACAGCAGCAAUAGAAGCAAAAAAAGCCAAAGAGAAAGCAAUACAUGCAUACCUGAAAACAAAGAAUCAAGAUGUACUAGAACCAAUGGAAUUAUCAACAUCAGGGAUUGAUGAUGUAAACGAUAAGGAUGAACAAGUGAGAGAGGAAGUUGAUGAACCGGAAACUGAGGAAAACGAAGAUACUGAAGAAGAUCAAUUAUCGCAAGAAGUGGGAGAAGAACAUGAAGAAGAUGAUGAAGAAAAAGAAGAAGAAGAAGAGAAAGAAGAAGAAGAAGAAGAAGAAGAAGAAGAAGAGGAAGGAGAAACCCCACAAGAAGAAGGAAUUACACAAGAAACACAAAAAAGUGAUGACAUAGUAGAUGACAAGGAUGCACAUAAGUUACUUGCAGAGAAGCAUAAUAGCUCUAACCAUGCCUCAACAGCAGAUGAUGUACUUUUCAAAACAGUAAUUAGCGAUCUGGGUGAUGAAACUAUUAAAAAUUUAAAACAAGAUGUUAAUCUAUUCUUUAAAAAUAAAUAA